Messenger RNA from Parasteatoda tepidariorum (common house spider), 3932 nucleotides. RefSeq lists its product as uncharacterized. Lineage: Eukaryota; Metazoa; Arthropoda; Arachnida; Araneae; Theridiidae. Gene Ontology annotation, molecular function: structural constituent of chitin-based larval cuticle. Gene Ontology annotation, cellular component: chitin-based extracellular matrix. The record is from RefSeq and is a predicted model, not a curated record.
UACUCAUCACUCCAUCUGAAGAUGACCUUGCCGGCAGGGAUGAAGAUUGAGCCAUCCUUGGGGAGAUCCAGAUCAUCCCCCGCCCAUCUCACGUGAUAUUUCACUCUCGGUCUCACUAUAAAAGGGUAUGGUGAUCCCCGAACAUGUUACUCUCACUUUUCUCAUCAUCUCUUCAACAUCAUGUUGAGACAGACUUUUAUCCUAUUUUCCGCUGUCGCACUGACCUUUGCUGCCGGAAAUGGUUGGUCUAAGAAAAAUGUUGCACAAAAGCAGCCAUCCCAAUUCGCUAGUGUAGCAUCCUACCAUUCCUCUAAACCAGCUCCUCAGCCAGCAAUAGCACCUGUACAAUCAGUAGCCCCUGUCCAAGUUGUUGCCCCAGUGCAAGCUCCUCAGCCCUACUCAUUCGAGUACGAAGCUGAUGGAAGUUCACGAAAAGAAUCCGCUGACGCAUCCGGUAAAGUUACCGGGAGCUACAAAGUCAUCAAUGAAGAUGGCACCAUAAGGGUCGUAAACUACGUAGCUGAUGAACUAGGAUUCCGUGCUGACAUUGACACCAACGAAGCUGGCACUAAGAGUUCCAAUCCAUCAAAUGUGGCUCUUAAAUCUGCAUUUGUCGAGCCAGCAGCUCCCGUUGCACCUGCAGCACCAAAGAAAUACGCAGCGAAGGGAUUUGCAGAAACUAAAGUUAACCAAGCUCAGUUUGAACAGCAACCUAUUCAGUACAAUACAGGAGGGGCUUCAGGUGCUUAUUCCUACAAUUACGAAGCACAAUUAGAAGAUGGUGGCAGUAGUGCUCGAAGUGAAAGUGCUGACGAUUCUGGUGCAGUAACUGGACACUACAGCCUUUCAGUGGCUGAUGGACGAAUGAGAAAGGUUGAUUAUUCUUCUGGAAAUGGAGGAUUUCAAGCAAAAAUCGAAACUAACGAAUUGGGAACAAAAAGUGAUUCUCCAGCCCAUGCACAAUUUUACUCUUCAGCGCCUCAACAACAAGCAGCACCUGCGCCUACAUCUUAUGCCCAAUCUAGCUCUUUUGCUGGACAGAAACAGAUCAGUUCAUAUUCACAAACGACUCCAGUUCGCCAAGAACCCAUUCAGGCUGUUGCUCCAGCAUUCAGUCAACAACCUAUCCAGCAAGAAAAUUACAAGCCACUUCCAUAUUCCUUCAACUACGAUGCCCAACUUGAAGAUGGAAGUAGCUCAAGAUCCGAAUCUUCUGAUGGAUCCGGAAAAGUGGUCGGUUCUUACAGUUUGGCUACUGCCGAUGGAAGACAAAGAACCAUUGAUUAUGAAGCUGACCACCUUGGAUUCCGAGCCAAAGUCAACACCAACGAAUUCGGAACCAAAAGUGAUUCUCCAGCAGAUGCCCAAUUCUAUUCAUCAGCUCCAAUGGAUGCUCCCGCUGCCCCUGCUUUCAAAGGUGCUAGCCAACAAAAAAUAGCUGGUUCCAAUACUAAAUCAUCUUUCCAAUCGCAAGCUGCAACUUCCAGUAAUCAGUAUCAGAGUUCAUUCCAAAGCCAGCAGAAUGUAGAUCAAUACAGUGCCGGUGCUGACUCAUAUGCACCUUAUGCAUUCAACUACUUGGCUGAACUAGAUGACGGAACAAGUUCGAGAUCUGAAUCUGCCGACGGUUCUGGAAAAGUUGUAGGCUCCUACGGUUUAAGUGUUAAUGAUGGUCGAACAAGAACCGUUGAUUAUGUUGCUGAUCAAGGAGGAUUCAGAGCAUCAGUGAACACCAAUGAAUUCGGUACCAAGAGUGACUCCCCAGCUGAUGUUCAGUUUUAUUCUUCAGCAGUUCAGGAAGAAGCAGCUCCUGCACCACAAACUUACAAGUCCUCUGGUUCGGCUGGUCAUGCAUCUAAAACUUCUGCCUUCGGAUCACAAACCGCACAUCAUUCAGCUGCAGCUAAACCAAUGUUUCAAUCAACUGCCAUCAAACAGGCACCUUUAAGUCAGCAACAAGUAGCAGCUGAACCUUCUUAUCAGCCAUCUCCCUACUCCUUCAACUACGAAGCUGAAGCCACCGGUGGUAGUAGUGCAAGAAAUGAAGCUUCAGACGCCUCUGGAACCGUUACCGGCAGUUACACAGUUCGAAAUGAAGAUGGGUCAGUGCGAGUCGUGGAGUACGUAGCAGACAAAAACGGAUUUAGGGCCAAUGUCAAAACCAACGAACCUGGAACCAAAAGUGAUGAUCCAGCCGAUGUUAUGUUCAAAUCUGAUGCUCCUGCCGUUGCACCAUCUGCUCCGGUGAGAAAACAAAUACAACAAGCUGCUGUUGCUCCAUCCAGGCAACAAUCUGCAGUUGCACAAAAACCAAAUUUUCCAGCUCGUGCACAUACACAAAAAACCAGCAUGCUGACCCAACAAAACGUUGAACCAUGGAGACGAUAAAAGACAAAUGUGAUAUCAUAUGCUCUAAAACUGACCUAAAUUUUAAAUGCUUUUACGCAACACUUAUUUUUGGAAGCCAUCAACUUUGUUAUUUAUUUUUGCCUUGCUUUCAUUGGAAACCAAUCAAGUCUUAAGUUAUUAUGAUAAUUAAUCAUGAUAAUUUAUGAUAAUUAAUAAGUUACUAUGAUAGACUUGGUAAGUUCUUAAAGCAGAACUUAAUUAAAAUUUGAUAAAUUUAUAAAGUUAAAUACAUUUCUACAUGCAUAAAUUUACAUGCAUAAUUUUUAUAAAUUGGGAGGAACGAUGACUCAGAACUUUAUGAUUAAAUUCUAAAUUUAAUUAUAUAUUUUGAUCAAGUUUGAUUUAGCUAUAUUUAUGACAUAUGAUAAACAAUUAUCUUCGGCGUGCAUUUAAAGUUUUGUUAAGCAUGAGAAGUUUAUCGAGAUAGUAAAUGUAAUUCAUGCAGUCUGAAGCAUAAGUAUAAUUUAUAAUGGAUAAUAUUUAUCUGUAAAUUAUCAAGUUUGAAACUUUGUCAAUGCACUGUUAAGAAAACUUUAUCACAAUUCAAAACUUUCGUCAAAAUUCCAUGCAAGCAUUUCUAAUUAGCUGAAAACGAAUACUUUAGUAGAGAAAAAAAAUUCGAAUUAAAUUACUUCUAAAAUUUAGUUCAGUUUAAGAGCAAGCUAGAGAUUUCGGAACAACAUAUAAAUAAUUUUCAUUAUUUGUAUAAAAAAAAAACAUUUUAGGGCAUUUAAAAAUAUUGAAAAAAAAUGUAAAUACAUGUGGGGUGCAUGAACAAAAUGUACAAAAAAAAAAGUGUCGCGGUGUCGGUUUUUAUCGUUUUGUUAAAGCGACGGCAUCUUGUUAAGUAAAUGUAUGCUAUUUUAUACACUGCUUCAUUUUAGAAUUUGUUGAACUAACAUUGUAAUUUUAUCUCUUACAUACAUAAUAUACUCAAUAGCAUCAAAUUAACACUUGUAAUAACGCACAAUGUAUAUUUGAUUCGCUAAACAACAAUUUAUUAUAUUAUAUUAAAUUUUGCAAUUUUAAAAGCUAUUCCUAUAUUUUUUUUACCGCCUUUGAAAAAAUUAUAAAUAUCUAAUUGUUUUAAAGAUUCAUUUCUUAUUGUUUGCGACAUCUAUUCAUUUUUAAAGUUUGUUUGCACCAUAAAAUAUUGUUAAUUUUCUACAUUUUUUCUUCUCCAAAAUAAUAUUAAAUUGCCCCACCGACAAAAGAGCUCUAUUUAAAUUAGCUUUUCGACAUGGUUUUAAACUGCUGCUAAUGAUAGCAGUUAGUAUUUAUAUACAUGCAAAUUUGUUGUACAGAUUUGUUAUAAGCAUAUCUUACAUAUCAUCUUAGAUUUACAUAUAAAAUUUCAUAAAACUCACCAUUUCACCAUGAGAAAUUCACCAAAUUUAUCAUAUAAUAAAUGAAUACUUUGACUGUGAUAUCAUGAGUAAAGAUGCUGUAAUGCUUAUGUGCUUGUUGUUCAUUGUGUUUUUGUAUAUUUUACCCUGUUUAAAAUAAAUGCAUUUUCAAUUUCA